Messenger RNA from Sus scrofa (pig), 9324 nucleotides. It is a transcript of the gene MTFR2, whose product is annotated as mitochondrial fission regulator 2. Gene Ontology annotation, cellular component: mitochondrion. The record is from RefSeq and is a predicted model, not a curated record. Lineage: Eukaryota; Metazoa; Chordata; Mammalia; Artiodactyla; Suidae. Gene Ontology annotation, biological process: aerobic respiration; mitochondrial fission.
AGAUUAGACCCCUAGCCUGUGGAUGCUGCCCUAGAGAAGACCAAAAAAAAAAAAAAAGAGCUUUUCCUCAGAAGAGGAAAUAGAAGAAAAUCCAAGUCAUCUAAGAUCUGGAAGAGCAUUUGCUAUCACUUUGCCCAUUGUCAUCAUUUUAACAUGUUCCAUAUUUGGAGGGCAGAACCAGAGCCGGUAGAUUAAAAUCAUAGAUAUAUAGACUUCUAUUGAAGAGUUAAUUUUGACAACUAUAUAUUUAAAAAGAGUAGGCAGCUUGCGAAUAGCUGGUUUUUGCUUAUAUAGAAGCAUGGAGAAUCUGGAUAGCUCCCUGCUAGGAAUGUUGUGCUACCUGAAGCUGAACUUUUUUCUAGCCUUCUGGAUUACUUAAGAACUACAUUUUACUCUCAGGUGCUUACUUUUAUUACACUGUAUGUUAUUAGUUAAUUGCCAGUGAUAAUGAAGUAAUGCUCUGUUCCUACAGUUUUUCAGUGUUGUGAUAGAAAUGAAUUUUCACAAUUUUGACUGCUGCCAUGUUCUUUUUUGACAUGCCAAAUCUUUGAAUGAAAAUGUACUAUUAGCGGUAAGACUAAUCAAAGUAUGUUACUUUACAUUUUUAUGAAGAUUUAGGAUUCCUGUUGCUUGGACCAUGACAGUAUUGAAAAUUAUGAAUUGAUUAUUGUUAAAAAUGAAGAGGAUUAAAUGGAAACAUUAUAGAGUACUGAUGAAUAACUGGACUGUCUGAAGCAGUGUAAAACUGGAAGAACAUCCUUAAACUAAAUUUUCUGUGUUCUAGGUUUUAAACCAACUCUUAAGUGAUUGACAAGAGUCAAGACAGCUCUUUGUGAACAUGAUUAUAUUGGAAAACAAAAUCAGGCAGCAAUUCACUUUUUUGCUUUUACAGAGGUCUAAAUAUUUUUGUUCAAAAAUUGUAUGAGUAGCUAAUAAACACAUAAGACCUCUGGAUUGAAACACUACUACAAUAACUGUCCUACUGUUUCUUUUAUAUAAGUUAUUUAAAGGUUUGAAUAAAGUAAAUCCUGCUUUUAGACUUAAAAACGGUUAACUUAGAUUUUGUAAUUUUAAUAUAUCACAAGUAAAUAGCAAUUUAUAUAGAGUAGGUAUAGAUAGGUAGCUCUCUUACAUAAUCAUUUCCAUUAUCAAUAUAAAAAGCAGGAGACUUUCAGGACAAUUUAAUUUGAAAUAUGAUUUUAAUAUCAAGGAAAAUCUUGAUCUUAGUGUCAUAAUAUUUAAAAAUUUUAAAUAAACAAGUGUAAAGUUUUAAUGAACCUUUAAGAGGUAGUUGAUCUCUUAAAUAGUGCUGGUUGGUUUAAGUGUACUGCAUUCUACUACCCCUGAGAGGUUUCAAGCAUAGGCAACAGAACAGAAGGAAAAAGGCUCUAAGUAUUUUUCUUUCUUUUUGGAAUGUAAAACUUCUGGGCAUGUGCAUCCCAACCUGGAUAUCCCCUUUUCAUGAGAUCCUAUGGUUAGGGUUGGAGAGGCUAUUAUUGAAAGUCCAACAGAUAGCACUCUUCAAAAGUGCUGGAGGUACAGAAUGGGUCAAAAAGUUCCUAUUCUGGAGUUUAGUUAGGCAACAGGUGGAGCAUAAAUAUACAUGAUCCAAGUGCUAUACAGAAAAAUCAAGGGAAGGGGAGAGAGAGAUGCUAUUUAUAUAUGGUGCUCAGGGAAAUCCUCUCUGAAGUCUCCACUAGAAUGUAAGCUCCAGGAAGUCAGGGACCUUAGCUGCCUUGCUCAUUGCAUUCCUUUUGCUCAGAAGGAUGCGGGGCACAUAGUAGACAUUCAUUGUAGUUGAAUGAAUUAAAUGUGGGCACAGAGAAAUCAGUUGAAAAAUCCUCCAGUUUGUUAAUUGUGAGGGUGAGCAGCAGAUACAGCUGAUCUUAAUUAUGUCACUCUAAUGCAGUUUCGCUGAAAUACGAGAAGCAGUACUAUUGUCUAGUUUGAAGCCACUAACCUCAAAUAAGGUAUCACCUGUCAUGAGUCGGUCGUCACUUUUGGCAUCCUCUACUAAACCAGGUCAGCGUUCGGUCCAUAUUUGGCAGCAUGGAUAACCGAGAACGAUUCGUCAAUGAGCAUUCUAAGUAUGGCAAUGCUGCAGAUUCAUCGAUGACAGCGUUUAACUUCUGUUAAUCCCAGAAGCAUAUAAUAGAUGUUCGCUGAAUGGAUGAAUGAAUAUGAAACAGUAAUCGUGACUCUCCACGAGAAGCAGACUUGGGAGAGCGGUCCCACUUCCAGUCUGGAGAUAGGGGAUGACAUACUCUUCCCGCCAAGACAUGUGGGGGGCAAGAAACCCGGUUUGCGAUCCUGACCCCGAGGACCAUAAUCUCUCCCAACCGCCGAACCGUAGCCUGGAGCCUUCAUGAGCGCGGGGGAGUUCUAAAGGCGCGUCAAGGGCCUGCGUCACCAGCUUGCGUCACCAGGCCCGCGCGCCCCGCCCCGCCCACCCGCCGGCUGUAGGUCUCCACUGGCUGCCUCGUUGGAGGCCCGCCCUCUUGAAGGAGAAGGAAACCCCGGUAGCCGGUCUAAAUAAUCUUAACUAACCAUUUCUUAACCAAUCACUAGCAGCGAUCUUCAGCCUUAUCCAAUGAGAUCGGGCACCCGUCGCGGCCCGCGGAGUUUAAUUUUCCUCCAGGAACGCGGAAGUAGCGAGCGGGUCGUGGAGCCGAAGUACAGUUUGAGAGACUCCCGGGAGGGGGCUGCUCCUCCCGCAGAGUUAACGCUGCCGAGCAAGGGGGCUCCAGGGCCGAGCCCCGGGCUAGCGAGGCGCCGUUACCGCCCGUGGCCCGCAAGCUGAGGUGCGCGGGCGAGCGCGCUUCGACGUCUGAAAGCUCCUGGACCAGGACGAGUGCAUGUCAGGCCUCGUCCUCUGCGGAUUCCGCGGGAGGUUCCUUAACCAUUUCAGCUUGAAGUUCCGGUGUUUGCCGGGAGGCUGGGCUUCGGAGGGAGGUAUCAAGAAACUGAUAAUGUUUCCUUGAAUUUGCUUCUGUCUUUGCUUCAUCAAUGUCCUUCAUAUUGAGUAUUUUAAGAGUGAUGCUGGAAUAUUUUGGUGUUCCCAUAAACCAGGUUUUGCAGAUCUGGGAAAAUAAAGACUAUGGAUCAGCUCGGAGUAUUGUUCGUAUUAUUGGGAAAAUUCUUCCUUUAGAACCUUGUCCCAGGCCUAAUUUUGAGCUGAUUCCAUUCUUGAACUCUGUGGACUCUGCUAACUGUGAACCUAUAGUUCCAUCUCUUGCUGAUGUUUUGUGUGUGGCAGAUGAUGAAGAAGCCAGUUAUCUCAGAUUUCGAAAUAGUAUAUGGAAAAAUGAAGAAAAGGAGAAACUUGCAUUUAUCCAUCCUUUGCAGCUAGUUGAAGAUCCAUUGUCACCUGCUCUAAGGCACAACAAACCAAGAAAAAAUGAUUGGCAUGAAAAUGAAGCUGCAAUUAAAAAAAUAGCUGCCCUUGAAGAUGAGCUUGCUUUUCUUCGCUCUCAGAUUGCUGCAAUUGUGAGCACGCAAGAACUGAGAAACAGUACAAAUUCUGGCUCCUUGGACCUGAAUGACAGGCCUAGUGGUUUGGGACAAAUGGCACCAUCAGAGAAUACUCCACUGAGUGAUGAACCAGAUUCGUUUUCAAGUUCAGUGCUUCCCGCACCCCCUCCUCCGCCACUGCCCCCUCAGUUGUCUUCUCUGCCACCUCCAUGUUCUCCUCUCCUACAACCAGCGGCUGAUAAUAUUUGUGCAUCAGAUAAUUCAGCAACUGAGGUGAAGAAACAGCACGCAGAUGAUAGGAAGACCACCUGCAGUCAUCGUUCAAAAAACCAGAAAAAUAAAGAUGUUCCAAACAUGUUGGAUGUGCUGAAGGAUAUGAAUAAGGUUAAACUUCGUGCUAUCGAAAGGUCACCUGGCGGCAGACCCAUUCAUAAAAGGAAAAGACACAACUCACCUUGGGAUCCAGUGUCUUUAAUAUCCCAUGCACUUAAGCAGAAAUUUGCAUCCCAAGAAGAAGAUUCCUUUGAGAAAGAAAAUAAUUCUUGGGAGUCUUCUCCAUUUUCUAGUCCAGAAACAUCAAGGGUGCGGUUAUAAUGCUCUCGGUCACCGUCUCAGGCCACCACGGACACCUGGACUGCUUCCAGUCUGAUGAGAGAGGUGCCAGGAGGAAAUGCCUUUAUCUUCUUCAUGUUGAACUUGGGUUGGCAGCUUAGCUAGUGAGUCUGGCCCAGACAGCAGACAAUGGGAGAGAGCCCUCUGCCCUAGCCUUCACUCCUGCUGCCCUGGCUCUCUCUUUAUCUCAGGGAAGAAGCCUAGGCUGGGCCUUAUGCAAUGAUCUUAUUUAUUAGAACUAAAAGAGCACAGCCAACAAAAGAAGGGAGAGGAAGCCCUCUUCCAUUUUAUCACAUUUAUAGUAAAUCUGGAUUGUACAAAGUCACGCACAGGGUGUUAUUCUCAAAGCCACAUAAUUCCUGGCACACACACACACACACACACACAGCCUCUCGACUGUAUUCACAUUGACCAAAUGUGUAUGUGUACACAUGAAUGAGUUUUAUGUAUAUAUACUCACUACAUAUGUACAUAUAUAUGAUAUGCAUAUAUAUUUUUCACUCAUUUUCUGCAUCUAUAACUCAUUUCGAAAUAUGAGUGUAAGUUAUGAAUCCCCCCUUAGAAAAAUGUAUAUAUUUUCAUCCUUUGAAAAGCUGCAUAUAAUUUCCUGAAUGCUCAUUUGUGUCUCAUCCAAACAGGCUCUUGGUAGGCUAAAAGGCUGUACUUCCAAAGGUUUUAAAAUAUGUGUUAGUAGGCUUGCUGAGUUGAUAUAUUAUGUAACAUGAUUUUUUUUUCCUUGAAAUUGAAAACCUGAGGAGUUAUGCCAGUUCCUCAUUGACAAUUUGAUGCAGAGUGAAGAUUUUCUGACCCAGGUCAUGUUCUGUACCGCCAACCCACAGUGUCUAUAAAUGAGAGUAUAUACGCUUCUUCAAAACAUGCCCAGGUCUCUGAGCUGAGAGCAAGGACCGUUCAUGGUAAGAUGAUGCUCGACUCAAGGUCAAAGGGACAGUCCAUUUUCAGUUACUCUGGAGUUAUGGGUUUCCAUCCCCAAGUACACCAGCUUGCGCUGUGCCUGGUGCCCGCUUCUCUCCUCCUACUCAAAAUAUUGCUUCCACUUCAAGGCCCAGUUUACAUCACUCUUCCUCCAUGAAGUUUUUAUGUUCUUCAUUUUUUAAAAAUCUCCUAAACCAUAUGCAGAAUCAAUUUCUCUUUCCCCCCUCUCUUCCCAUCACAUUUUGUUUGUAGCUAACUGAGAGGACUUAGCUAAAAGGCUCUCCCACUUUAGGUUACUUGUCUAUAAUCCUCCAGUCUCCCUCGCUGGCAUCAGAGGACCUGGAGGACAGCUCCUAGUUUGCUGCACUUCACUGGUGAUCAAGAUGAUUUUUUUUUUUUUCUUUUUAGGGUUGCACCCGUGGCAUAUGAAGGUUUCCAGGCUAGGGGUCCAAUUGGAGCUACAGCUGCUGGCCUACACCACAGCCACAGCAACGCUGGAUCUGAGCCUUGUCUGUGACCUAUACCACAGCUCAUGGCAAUGCCGGAUCCUUAACCCCACUGGGUGAGGCCAGGGAUUGAACCUGCAACUUCAUGGUUCCUAGUCAGAUUCAUUUUCACUGCGCCAAGAUGGGAACUCCAAGAUAAAUUUUGGAGGCAGUAUGUACAGUGCUUUGGGCACUUUGGCUCUGGAGACAGAAGGCUUCCAUUCUAAUUCAAGGUCUGCCAUUAAUUAGCUCUUUAUUUUCAGGAAAAACACUUGAAUUUCCAGUAAUAAUUUUCCUCUUUCUGGAAAAUAGGUAUGAUGAUAGUACCCACCUAACUGGGCUAUUGUAAAGAUUAAAUAAUAUAAUAAAUAAAAUCAUUUAGGUCGGUGUUUGAACCACAGUAAGUGCUGAAUAAAGGCUAGCUAUAUAAUUUUAUGAACUAAAUUUUAAGGGGAAUUUUCUUUAUCAUUUUGGAGUUCCUUCAUAUAGUUAAUAAGCAAUGUUAUAUGGCCAAAUGUAAAAGCAAUCAUAUUUUUUUGGACAAAAUUAAAAUCUCAUAUUAUUCUCAGAUCCUCUUAACAUUUUUUUUUCUCUUUUGGCUGCCCCAUAUCAUUAUGGAGUUCCCAGGCCAGGGGUCAGAUCCAAGUGGCAAUUGUGACCAGAGCUGAAGCCCGCAGGGAUUGUGAACCUGCGUCCCAGCUCUUCCAAAAUGCCACUGAUCCCAUGGCACCACAAUUUUUACCUUCAAUGCAUAAAGUCCAUAUGUGGCUGAUAAAAGUUCCAUCUUUUAUCCUAGCCAGCUCUAAGAUAUUGGAAGUGUCUUUAUGAUACUAAAUGAUACUGGUUUGCCUUCAACACUGUCCCUAAAACUAAAGACAUGGGUCUCUAGCUUCCAAGAGAGCCAAAGACCAUUCGAGAAGGGGGCUGAUGAAGACAGUGUCUUGAAUGUGGUUUUUGAGUCCUGUAUCUCAACUUCUUUCUAGUCGUUAUCAAAAGGAUCUCUUUUUUGUCCCAUUGAGUAUCAGGUCAGAGAGUUCAGAUAGAUAAACUGACUGCUAGAAAAAAAAUAGUUGACUUUAUCAUUGUAAUAUCUUUGGAUACAAAAGAACAGCGUAGGUGUUAACUCUUCAGAGGCUUUAAAAAAAGUUCUAUGUAUGUAAACAUACGUAAAUAUGUAUAUCUUUGACAAAUUCCUCAAAACUUUUUCAAACUGAGAUUAAGUUUUCUUGGAUUUUGCACAUUUUAAGCAUCUGAGUUUGAACAAAUGUCUGAUGGCAGGGAUUAUAUUUAUUUAUUUUUGUAUCCAUAGAUCCUAGUAUACCAUUUGAUACAUACAACAAAAGUUGCUAUUAAAAAUGUAAGACUGCAUGUUGUGUUGAAAAGGCUGCUGAGUUUAGUUGUAAUGUUUAUUUUAACAAAGAGAUUAAAAUAAAUAUUAUUAAAAGUAUCUGCACUUCAAAAAUUUGAGUAGGAAUCCAUUUUUGGGGAGAACAUUUUUAGUAUGUGAAUAAGAUAGAUUAGUGUAUCUUUCUUGUGAGAAUCAAUUUCUGUUCAGUGAGUAGUUAAUUCUUCAUUACUGAUAAAAAUUCUUCAUUUAUUUUCUUGUUUUUCCAUCUCUAACAUCUGGCAUAUUUCCUUCUGACUUCUUGUAUAAAUGUGCAUUCAUUACGUGUUUCAUACAUACCACACGUCAAAGUGCAGUUUGCACCCUCAUUUUUAUGUACAAAUCAGUCAGUAAUGGUAGAUACUCUAAAACUCCAGUGAUGUGAUUUAUUUGAUGAUGAGAAAUUAUAAUUUGGCAAGUGUCUACAUUAUAUGGGAGCAGAUCAAGUGGCUUGAUUUCCUUUGUCUAAUUAAAGACAUUUGAAACAUCAGAACUGAAAAUAUGAUGAUAGGAAGAGAAGAUCUAUUUGGGGGCUCUCAGUUCAGUCAUUCAUUUUUUUCCCCCAGUCAAAUGUUUAUGUCUUUCCCAAGCAAUAUAUGUAGCUUCUGAGAUGGUAUAGAAAGUUUAGUUUUUAAAAAUUUAUUUUAUUUGAUUUUUAUUAUAGUUGAUUUUACAGUGUUGUGUCAAUUUCUGCUGCACAGUAGAGUGACUCAGUCAUACUUAUAUACACAUUCUUUUUCUCAUACUGUCUUCCAUUAUGUUCUGUCCCAAGAGACUGGAUAUAGUUCCCUGUGCUGUAUAGCAGGAGCUUAUCCAUUCUAAAUAUUAAUGGUUUCCACCUAGGUUUUAGUUUUUAUUUUCUUAGUUUAGUUUUUUUAGCUCAUCUUCAAAAGGUUUUCUAAAUUCUAUCAUCCUGUCCUCUUUUUUUGGUCAUUUCUAACCUAGCUCCAGGUGCUGGCUGACAGCCCAAGAGAGCCCAGUGUUGCAGUAUGUACAGGUGGAUCCAUAAACCUUGGAAUGCCACCUCCUACCUGGACCAAAAGCUAAUCAACUGGAUGGAAAAGGAUUUUUUUUUUUUUUUUUUUUGUCUUUUUGCCUUUUCUAAGGCCACUCCCACGGCAUAUGGAGGUUCCCAGGCGAGGGGUCUAAUCAGAGCUGAAGCCUCCGGCCUACACCAUAGCCACAGCAACAUGGGAUCUGAGCCGUGUCUGCGGCGUACACCACAGCUCACAACAACACCGGAUCUUAACCCACUGAGCAAGGCCAGGGAUCGAACCCGCAACCUCGUGAUUCCUAGUUGGAUUUGUUAACCACUGCUCCACGACAGGAACUCUGGAAAAGGAUUUUAAAAAAAUGUUCCAGUUGUGCUUUAUUGGAAAUAAAUGCACCCUCAAGCUGCAACAUCUUGUAUAAUGCAACUGUUUUUUGGGAGUCCUUUUUUUAUUUUUUAAAUUUCAUUUCAUUUUUUAUUAAAGGAUAGUUGAUUUACCAUGUUCCUUCAGUUUCUGCUGUACAGUAAAGUGACCCAGCCACACAUACUCAUACCCAUACAUUCUUUUUUUUUUUUUUCUUACUAUCUUCCAUCAUAUUCCAACCCAAGAGACCGGCCACAGUUCCCUGUGCUGAACAGUAGGAUUUCAUUAUUUAUAAGAAUCCUUUAGAAAAUCGUCUAGCACUCAAUUUUUUCAAAAGAUGUACCAAAAUGGAGACUAAUGAUUCCCUUUAUGCAGUGAUUUUGUUAAUGACAACACACAUCUCCAAAAAACCAUGUUGAAAAUUCUGGGAAUAAUUCAUUUAUGAUACAGGGUUUAAUAUCUGAAGCAAUAUCAUAGACAAGAAUUCUUUAGGCCAGCCUACUCCUGCUGCUGAGCUAUUUUAUAACAACGAAGUAUGCCUGAUAUCUUUGAUAACAUAUCUUCUAACUCAGAGGCCAAUAAAGUUCAGAAAUAGCCUAUUAAAUAUAGCCAAUAUUUUAUAACUAUAAAGUAUAAUAUCUAAAAAUUUUGUCACUAUAAUGUACUCCUGAAAUGAAUCUAAUAUUGUAAAUCAACUAUACUUCAAUUAAAAAAUACGAUUAAAAAAAAAAUGGCCCUAGAGUUGUAAAUCUGAAUUAGGAUGGCACCUGGGAAGGAUCAUUUAUAGAAGUUUUACAAGGACUGGCUUCAACUGGCCAUCGUAUGGUGGAGACAGAUAGUCCCAGACCAUGAGCAGGUGGGCUCAGGGUUCCUGUUUUGACUUAGGACCUUUGCAAACCCUUUUGGAGCAAACUAAAUUCCUUGGCAAUCCUUGUAAACCGAUUUAAUCUUCCUGGGGGAAUAUUUCAAACCUAUGCUCUUGGCUGUGGUCAUCAUGGAGGCUGGCCCUCAAUGAGCGUUCUUUCCCAGAGUGAGAUUCAUCACUGGGCCUAAAGCAGUUAACCAUAUUGUACCAUGCUGGCUC